Messenger RNA from Thyridium curvatum, 687 nucleotides. RefSeq lists its product as uncharacterized. The coding region runs from base 1 to 687 and encodes 228 amino acids. The record is from RefSeq and is a predicted model, not a curated record. NCBI's taxonomy places the organism in Eukaryota, Fungi, Ascomycota, Sordariomycetes, Thyridiales, Thyridiaceae. The transcript has a single exon.
AUGCCUUCCAAGCUCACCUUCCAGAUCGCCCACCCCCUGCCGCCGUGGGUCUCGCCGGACGACGUCCUCGCGGCCCUGCACUCGUACGAGCCCCUCAUCACGCCCAACCCGUACCUCGUCUCCUUCGCGCGGCGGCCCGUCCAGAUCGACGAGAUCGUCAGCGACCCCUUCUUCCGCGACGACGGCCGCCAGCUGGUCGCCUACGAGGUGCGCGACCGCGUGCCCCUCGUGCCCGGCCUCGCCCACAAGUCCGUCACCAUCCCCUGCGUCAUGCAGAGCUUCGACGGCGGCGUGCGCUGCCGCAGCCUCGCCCAGGCCGGCGUCAAGGUCUGGAGCACCUGGACCCUGCGCCUGCAGGAGCAGCGGCCCUCGCGCGACCGCAGGGACAGGGACGCCGCCGGCACGGGGUCCGACAGCGACUCGGUGGGGCCGGCCAAGACCACGGCGGUCGGCAUGGCCGCCGGCUGGGAGCUGGUCGAGGAGGCCAGGGUCGAGUGCAGCCCGCUCGUGAAGCCGUUUGUCACCAAGAGCUUCGAGGCCGGGCACAGGGAGAUCCUGCGCAAGGUCAUCGAGGGCGUGGCGCAGCGGAGCGCCGAGAGCCAGGCCGAGCUGCUGCGGCAGCGCAGGCUGAGCCAGAGCUUCCAGGAGGACAGGGCGUUUCACAGCAACCCCAUAGUGUCCUCAUGA